AAACUAUGAAAAAUUAUCUCUCCCACCGGACAAAUCUCACCGGUAAAUCAUAUCUUCCUCACCUCCGCUGUUCACCGAAUCAUAGAUCUUAGCCUUGGUGUGAGCUCUGUCUGUUCUUCGCCCUUGUUGCUCACGUCUGUUUCGUUUCUUUAUAUCCGUUCCACCCUUUUCCGAACUGCUCAUCAUCUCCGAUCAACAACCUCUGUGUUCAUCUCAUUCUCCUUUUCACUGGAUUGUACUCCACAUAAAAAGUUCCAAAUUUCAAGUGAGAGGAAUUCGGAGAUCAGAUGGAUGGAUUACAGCAAAUAGGGCUCCCGGUGCUCGGAAUCGUAGCAGCAGCUGCCGUUACUUUCUAUGUCGUCAGCUUCUCCGAGCUUCGAGAGAAAUCGUUGAACAGAGAUUGGGAUGACGAUGGAUCUGAAAACGGUGGAUUUAAAACGUCUUUGAGCUCAAGAGAAAGAAGAACCAGAAGAAAAGCACAGAAACAGAGUAAUAAGCCCUAGUUGUUUUCACUGCUUUAAUUUCAAUGUUAAUUCCAAAAAGCUGCCAUUGCUACUCCCAUCGUUGUUCUGGAACGAUUUUUUCAUGUUUAUCUUGCUUCUAUAAGAUGAAUUCUGACUGAAAUUCGAAGCAAAUAUGUACGAUGUUGUUUAGAAAGAUUACUAAUUUCAUGAACAGAUUACGGAAC
Messenger RNA from Lactuca virosa, 688 nucleotides. Lineage: Eukaryota; Viridiplantae; Streptophyta; Magnoliopsida; Asterales; Asteraceae. The record is from the annotation of a GenBank genome assembly.